Molecule: messenger RNA, 1905 nt
Organism: Agelaius phoeniceus (red-winged blackbird)
Lineage: Eukaryota; Metazoa; Chordata; Aves; Passeriformes; Icteridae
Source: RefSeq, a predicted model, not a curated record
CCCCGGAGCCCCCCGCGCCCCCCGCGCCCCGCGCCGCGCCCAUGACCCCCUCAGCGGGGCACUGACCGCGCCCGGCCCCGCACGGCUCCCUGCGUUCCUGGUGUGCCCCCUGAAGGGAUGGAGAGCUCCUCAGUGGCAUCAGCCUCCUCGGAGGCGGGGAGCAGCCGCUCCCAGGAGAUCGAGGAGCUGGAGCGCUUCAUCGACAGCUACGUCCUGGAGUACCAGGUCCAGGGGCUGCUCACCGACAAGACCGAGGGCGACGGCGAGAGCGAGAAGACACAGUCCCAUGUCUCACAGUGGACGGCGGAUUGUAGCGAGCAGCUUGAUGGCAGCUGUUCCCCAUCCCGAGGGAAGGGCUCGUCGUCUCACGAACAUAACCAGAAUGGCAACAAGGAGAGCAACCUUGACAUGCUGGGCACAGACAUCUGGGCUGCCAACACCUUUGACUCCUUCAGUGGUGCAACGUGGGACUUGCAGCCUGAAAAACUAGAUUUCACCCAGUUUCACAGAAAGCUGCGAAACACCUCCAAACACCCAUUGCCUCACAUAGACAGAGAAGGGCUUGGAAAGGGGAAAUACGAGGAUGGUGACAGCAUCAACCUGAACGACAUAGAGAAAGUCCUUCCAGUGUGGCAGGGUUACCAUCCGUUGCCUCAUGAAGCUGAAAUCGCACACACCAAAAAACUGUUCAGAAGGAGGAGAAACGACCGGAGGCGACAGCAGAGGCUUCCCAGCGGGAACAAGUCUCAGCAGCACACGGAUCAUCAGCAGGGUGGCACCAAGCAUAACAGGGACCACCAGAAACUCUACCAAGGAGGCCAGGCCCCUCACUCCUCGGGCAGGACGGGCCACCACGGCUACAGCCAGAACCGGAGAUGGCACCACAACCAGAAGCACUCGCCCAACGACAAAGAAACGCACAGAAACGCCAAAGAGACUGAGAAUUUGAAAAUCGAGGACAGCCCCGCGUGCACGGCGCACGUCCCUGCGGAGGCGCCGCGAGGCCCCGAGGCCGUGGAGAAGCAGCCCCAGCAGACUGAGCCCGAGACCAAGCGGAAAGACAGCGCCCACGAGCGCCCUGGGGACAGGCCCAAGAUCAACCUGCUUCAGUCUUCUAAAGACAGGCUGAGGAGGAGACUAAAAGAAAAGACGCCUUGUCUUUCCCUUUUCACGGACCAGGACGAAGUAACGGUGGAAACCACCGACCCUGAAAAGAAUAAAAUGGACAAAUUAAUUGAAAUUCUCAACAGCAUGCGGAACAACAGCAGUGAUGUUGACUCCAAGCUCACCACCUUCAUGGAGGAGGCCCAGAACUCCACCAACUCUGAGGAGAUGCUGGGGGAGAUAGUCAAGACCAUCUACCAGAAAGCGGUGACAGACCGCAGCUUUGCUUCCACAGCAGCCAAGCUCUGUGACAAAAUGGCCCUUUUCAUGGUGGAAGGAACCAAAUUCCGGAGUCUGCUCCUCAACAUGCUGCAGAAGGAUUUCUCCAUGCGGGAGGAGCUGCAGCAGCGGGACGUGGAGCGCUGGCUGGGGUUCAUCACCUUCCUCUGCGAGGUCUUCGGCACCAUGAGGAGCAGCACCGGGGAGCCCUUCCGAGUCCUCGUCUGCCCCAUCUACACCUGCCUCAGGGAGUUGUUGCAAUCUCAGGAUGUGAAGGAGGAUGCCGUGCUUUGCUGCUCCAUGGAGCUGCAGAGCACCGGCCGGCUGCUGGAGGAGCAGCUGCCCGAGAUGAUGACGGAGCUGCUGGCGAUAGCACGCGACAAGAUGCUGUGUCCCUCCGAGUCCAUGCUGACCAGGUCCCUGCUGCUGGAGGUCAUCGAGCUGCACGCCAACAACUGGAACCCCCUGACGCCCACCAUCACGCAGUACUACAACAAGACCAUCCAAAAACUGACAGCUUGA